This is a messenger RNA of Amorphotheca resinae ATCC 22711, 1631 nucleotides long. RefSeq lists its product as hypothetical. Lineage: Eukaryota; Fungi; Ascomycota; Leotiomycetes; Helotiales; Amorphothecaceae. The record is from RefSeq and is a predicted model, not a curated record. The transcript has a single exon. The coding region runs from base 37 to 1392 and encodes 451 amino acids. Gene Ontology annotation, biological process: RNA catabolic process; ribonucleotide metabolic process. Gene Ontology annotation, cellular component: nucleoplasm; ribonuclease H2 complex.
CAAACACAUAUCUUUAAAGGCCUUUGGACAGACAGGAUGAAGACUCGAGCCAAAGGAACUGCGCGAACUGCUGCUGAGGCAAAUGAGGCCACAGAAGUGACAACCGCAAAGGUUCAAUUGGGCCCCGAAUCGCCAAACCCCCCUCAGCUCUUCAUAUUACCAGAGGGUAUCAGCACGGACGCACGAAUCAUUUCUCUCACCAAUCCCAGGUAUCUUUCAGAAGAUAGAUAUGUUGUCUGUCCGGAGCGUGGGUUCUACGAAUUCAGGGCGAUUGCGGCGCCCAAGAGAACUCCCAGAAGUUGGCUGCUUUCUCGACCGGAGGACGAGGUGCCACCAUUACAGAGUGGAGAGGAUACGACAGAGACGAAUUUAUCGAAAGGAUAUGUCACUCGAGGGGCAGACUUAUUUAUUGCAACUCCAAUUGAUCCCCUAUUCUUUCUGCUACCAGCACUCGCUCCUGAGUCGAAAAGUUCAGGGACCGCAAAAAGAUUGUUCCUCUCCAGCGAUGACUAUCUCGAGAAAACCACGAGUGCAUCCCCCGCCCUUGGUAACUUUUUGAGAAUAGAAAAGUUGCGUGGUUUAUUAGAAAGGAGGAUGGCAGCUGUAUGCGAGACGGUCGAAGCUGGAGAUGAGACUAUGUACAGACUGGACGAAGAGAGGCUAUUGAAGGAAUUAUUACAGAAGGCAAAGAAUAUGGCUGAGAGAGGACUACCGGCAAGCAUGGAGGAGAAGCUAGUAAGAAAGCCUCUUGAAGCACCAAUGCUCAGUAUAAAGAGAGAGGAAAGCUCAUUACAAGAAUCGGCAAGUGGGGACGUUCCACCAGCAACGUCCGAUGUCUCGACUCCUCUUUCAGAAACUCCAGAUACCCAAACAAGUGUAUCGUCUACGGACAGUGCGACAACUUUAUCCUCUGAGGCAUCAACAGUAGCUACGAGCUUUUCUGGAGAAUCCACGGAUCCUGCCCCGUUAUUGGAAUCAAAAACAGCCACACCCCAAAUCGACGCCCCUGAAGGUGUUGCAGACCUAUUACGGCUUCGUACAGCCUUGGACUUCAUCUGCUCGAAUUAUAUCGCACCUCAUAUCACAGAGAAGCUGAAGUUGAUGCUUUCUUCUACCACGGCUACUACGGAUUUUGGCCCGCUAGAUCAACAUCUUGCACAUCUAACGAAGUUGCGCCAGGAAGCGUUAGCUGCAAGAUCACUUGGUGACUACUCGCGGAAAAGGGCGAUGAAUGAAGACGACGAAGACUUAGAAGCUCGGGCAGAGAAGAAAAGAAAGGUGGAAGAGGAGGAGAAGAGAAAGAAAGCAGGAGAGAGUCAAGGAAUCAAGAAAUUGAAGAAGGCAAAUAUCAGUGGAAUGAAGAAGAUGAGUGAAUUCUUCAAAAAGAAAUAAUGCACUUCAUUAGCAAAGUCAGGCGUCUCGGAAGGACAUUGGAAAUGAUACCUCUAGGUAGAGGCUUUGGGAUAUCACGCGUGUUAGGUUGUAGAAUAAAUCAAUAAUUUAGCCAUAAAUUUCGUAAUUUAUCGUACUCCUCGUGCUCUGCCUCUUGUACCACCAAUGCCCCUCCCUAUACCACUCCGUCCUGCUGUUGAUUGAUACGUGCCACGAGGUGCUGGCAAGCUGCUCGACCC